AUGAGCUCGCAGCGAUCCAACGUCGUUACGCAGGAUUUCCUUGCGCGAAUCAGAUACUCCAAUGCGCUCCCUCCUCCGCCCUGCCCCCCGAAGCUGCUCGACAUCCCCAACACAGGUCUCUCAAGCGGGCAGUACACGUCAGCCAGUUUCGCAUCGAGGCUUGCGCGAGAGCAGCCACUGAACAUCGAAGCGGAUGCGGAGCUGGGCAUGCCCAUCGACUUGGUGGGCAUCCCCAAGGUCUUUGACGGCGAUGAAUCAGCCAUUCAGGCCAUGGCUCACCCGCCACCACUAUGCGCUGCUGAUCGAGCGCUAAUGCGACCGCCCAAUGCGCUCGGCAAAUCGCACAAUCAAGCCACAGGCACAUCCUUCUUGCGACGCACAGAAUACAUCACCUCGAGCACAACGGGCGGCUCCAAGUUCGAGUCGAGUAAUUCGUCCAACACGAUGCGCGUACGACGAAAGCGAAAGCUCCAAGACACGUCUGUCGACGACCCCGUCAACAUUUCCAGACACAUCCUGAAGGCCUUCAACCUCGCCUACCCGGCCGACGCAUACAACGGGCAAGACAGCUCAGAGAACAUCCGGGCAGCAGAUGUCUCGGCCGAGGAGAGGCAGGCCUGGAACAAGCCCAAAAAUCCAAAGAACCCCAACCUCAGGCUGCUCGAUUCGUACCCGUUGCUGCCAGAUUGGGAUGCCACCACCGACACAGGUGCAUACAUGAUGUUCAAGUACAUGGCGGCCCCGAUUAACAACCCGCUCGACCCCUCAUACGACCCUCGUCUCGACGUUGCACUCUUCCGUCCUGCAGGCCAGUCGAUCAAGGACCAAGACAUGUUCAUACAGGAAAAGGAGGCACAGAAGGAAGACCCAACGGCGCCAACACCAACCUCGCGAUUCCACUUCGAGUUCUUCCUGCCAAGCUCCAAAGACCGAGUCCAUGACAUCCAGCGCAACUUGACCACCAACGACCCCACCGCCGAGGAAAUCGUCUUCGACGGCGUGGGAGAAGACGAUGAGGGCCGCCCACGCAAGUUCUUCAAGUUCGACAACAUCCGCACAUACGAGACAUCGCAGCAAGUCGGGUGCGAGGACAUGUACGGCGACGUCGUCGCCAUGGCCAUGCACGACCCGGACAAGCACCAGCAGGAGAGCUUGCGCAGCACAAAGCUGCAGAAGGCCGCCUAUUUUUACCCAAUCAUCCAGAAGACGAGCAUCAGGCCCCGAAGGCCCGGGCACGUGGAGAUGGUCGAGGAGCAGCAGCGAGUUGACGUCAUCGAGGCGGCGGGUAGAGAGCCUAUGAAUGAGAGCGAGAAGCGGGAGUCGUUUAGGAGAAAGGCUGAGCCUGUUGAGGCUUGA
This is a messenger RNA of Ascochyta rabiei, 1356 nucleotides long. RefSeq lists its product as uncharacterized. The transcript has 2 exons. Gene Ontology annotation, biological process: transcription elongation by RNA polymerase II. Gene Ontology annotation, cellular component: Cdc73/Paf1 complex. The record is from RefSeq and is a predicted model, not a curated record. Gene Ontology annotation, molecular function: RNA polymerase II complex binding; chromatin binding. NCBI's taxonomy places the organism in Eukaryota, Fungi, Ascomycota, Dothideomycetes, Pleosporales, Didymellaceae. Bases 1 to 1356 code for a protein of 451 amino acids.